This is a messenger RNA of Racocetra fulgida, 143 nucleotides long. The record is from the annotation of a GenBank genome assembly. NCBI's taxonomy places the organism in Eukaryota, Fungi, Glomeromycota, Glomeromycetes, Diversisporales, Gigasporaceae.
AUGACGACAUUAUUACGUGAUACAUCCGUAAAGAUAAAUGCGCCGAAUGCUUCAUACUCUUCAGAUAAUUCUACUACUCGAUCAAAUUUGGCAUUUAAAUUGGCUGUGGGAUUAGAUACCUCUUUAAAUUGUAAAAAAUCUAC